Molecule: messenger RNA, 1422 nt
Organism: Diaporthe amygdali
Lineage: Eukaryota; Fungi; Ascomycota; Sordariomycetes; Diaporthales; Diaporthaceae
Product: dihydrouridine synthase
Exons: 3
Coding region: 1-1422 (473 amino acids)
Biological process (GO): tRNA dihydrouridine synthesis
Cellular component (GO): cytoplasm
Molecular function (GO): flavin adenine dinucleotide binding; tRNA dihydrouridine synthase activity
Source: RefSeq, a predicted model, not a curated record
AUGCGCGGCUCCGUGUCGGGAGCCUCCCGUGUCGGGCCGCGUGCGGGGGAAUCCGGCAAUUCGAUUGAUUCCGGUCGCAUCAAGAACUUUGCCUUCACAAGUUGCGCCCCACCUCCUCGCAAGACGAACGCGACCACCAAGACAGUGAUGAUCUUUCGCUUCUUGAAGUCACGCAUUAUGUCUGAGAUGGCUGUCAAAAAAGUGCCCAUCCCUUCAAGGGGAGUCGACUACAGAGGCAAGCUCGUGCUGGCUCCUAUGGUCCGGUCAGGCGAAUUACCGUCGCGCCUGCUCGCCCUCCACUAUGGCGCUGACUUGGUAUGGGGCCCCGAAACUGUCGACAGAUCCAUGCUAGGUACAACACGAAGAAUCAAUCCAUCCACAAAAACCAUCGAUUUCAUCCGCGUACCUCAUCAAGGACAAAAGCAGCCACCACCCAACGCCAAGGAGUCCGUGAUCUACCGAUUACACCCUGAACGCGAAGGGCGCAAGCUCAUCUUCCAGAUUGGCACCUCCGAUCCAGAUCGCGCGGUCGCGGCCGCGCGACUGAUCGCACCAGACGUGGCGGGAAUAGAUGUGAACGCAGGAUGCCCGAAACCAUUCAGCACGCACGACGGAAUGGGCGCUGCUCUUCUGAAGACGCCCGACAAGUUAGUAGCGAUCUUGGAGGCUUUGGUGAAGAACAUUGUGCCGGAAUUUCAGAUCGGAAUCAGCGUGAAGAUUAGAAUACUGGACACACCCACAGAAACGGAAGCUUUGGUUAGGAGGCUGGUCGCCACAGGUAUCACAGGACUGACGGUGCACUGCCGGACAACGCCCAUGCGACCACGCGAGAGGGCGAUUCGAGGACAGCUUCAAAUGGUCCGGGAGGUGUGCCACGAAGCCGGCGUUGCGUGCCUUAUGAACGGGGACGUCGAAGGUCGGGAUUCCGCCGUGGAGCUCAUCGAGGAGUUCGGCGUAGAUGGGGCUAUGAUCGCAACGGCGGCAGAGAAGAACUCAAGCUGCUUCAGAACGAAGGAGGAGGGCGGCAUGGCGCCUUGGGACGAGGUGACGGAGACAUAUCUCCGGUUGGCGAUGGAAACGGAGAACAAGUUUGGCAACACAAAGUACAUGCUGAACCAGAUCAUCCCUGGCAAACAACCUGCCUACAAACGCGUCCAGUCCUGCAAGAGUUAUAUCUCUGUCUGCGAGGCACUGGGGCUCACUCAUCUGAAGGACAUGGCAACGGACGCAGACAGGGCAGUGGGCCUCAUUUCCGACUCGGACGCGAAAUCUGCAGUCGCACUGAACGGCAACUCAAAACGGAAGAAUGAUGGCGCCUCAAUUAUGCAAACAUCCGAGGAAAUUUCUGCGAAACGCCAGAAGACGGACGAGCCAGUGAAGGAGACCGGAGUGCUUCAACCUCCUGUGGCCCUCUCAGUUUGA